AUGACUACUGUAAAAAAUCCAUUAGCACGUGCUAGACUAUUACAGAAUAUAACUACAAAACGUACACAUACAACAUCAUUUUCAAAUCCACAAACUAUUCUACCUAAUUAUCCUUUGAUAAUACCAUCACAAAAUCGUCCAAGAAAAAAACGUGUUCGUUUUCAAUUGAAAUUAGAAUCAGUCAAAGAAGAAAAAGGUUCAUCAGUAUCAAACAAUAGUAAUUCUACUGGAAUUAUAGCACAAUUAGAGAAGAAAACCUUUGAUUCUCUUCGAGAAAGUCGACUAUUGCAUAGUCCUCGUAUUACAAAUUUACCAAAACAAGAUCAUUCAUCAUCUGCUAUUCCAAAAAUUAAACGACCAUCACGACCUUCAUUAUCACCUGAGUCACAAGACUCAUUAGUAUACUCACGUUCAUUUAGCAUGGAAACUUUUAUUCAUCGACCAGUAAGUCCUCGAAAGGAUAUAAAUAAUGGUAAAAGACAAUCACCCACAUUUUCUGAUUCUUCCUCAAAACAACGAUUACAUUUAGCUACUCUAUCUCGUUUUAUUCAAUCAAAAAAAAUACCUAUUCCUAUGAAUGAUAAAAAUUAUCUAUUACCAAUUGUUAAACGAAUUGAUCUUAUAUCACCCACAAUGAAAGAAGCACAUUCUAAUGAAAAAUUAAUACAAAUAGAAAAUUAUAUUCGAAUAAAAACUAUGAAAGAACGUUUUCCAUCAAAAAAAGCUUCUUUAAAUAAUCAAUAA
Adineta steineri is the source of this 744-nucleotide messenger RNA. The record is from the annotation of a GenBank genome assembly. NCBI's taxonomy places the organism in Eukaryota, Metazoa, Rotifera, Eurotatoria, Adinetida, Adinetidae.